This is a messenger RNA of Synchiropus splendidus (mandarinfish), 2769 nucleotides long. Its product is annotated as transforming growth factor-beta receptor-associated protein 1. Gene Ontology annotation, cellular component: cytoplasm; membrane. The record is from RefSeq and is a predicted model, not a curated record. The coding region runs from base 49 to 2496 and encodes 815 amino acids. NCBI's taxonomy places the organism in Eukaryota, Metazoa, Chordata, Actinopteri, Syngnathiformes, Callionymidae. Gene Ontology annotation, molecular function: protein binding. The transcript has 11 exons. Gene Ontology annotation, biological process: intracellular protein transport; vesicle-mediated transport; autophagy.
UGAGAGUGUAUUUUUGACUCUACCCUUUGCCCCGGUGCAUGAAAGACAAUGGCUUUCAAAGCCUUUACACAAACGCUCGUCUAUGAAAAGCAAGUGCCUCCGAGAGAAAAAGACAAAUCCAGUAUCCAGUGCGUGGAGUGUUGCGAGCAAAAUGUUUAUUUUGGGACCAAAGAUGGGUCAGUGCAGCACCUUAUCCUCAGCACUGACAGAGAUCCGAGGCAAAACAGGGAAGAAAGGGGGAGGAAACUUGGAUCCAAUCAGCCGGUCCUCAAAAUAAGGGCAAUUCCGUUUUUGAACCAUCUAUUGGUGCUGUCGGACCGUAGCCUUUCUGCCCUCAACAUGUUCUCCUUGGAACCCGUUCCUGCACUGAAGAAGAUCCAGCAGGUUUCCUUAUUCGAGACACGUGACACACUUAUGGUGACUGCAUCGAACCGCAGGAGGGUGAUCCAGAUCUACUCGGUGAGCGUUGACCGCUGGGAUGUGGUGAAGGAGAUCCCACUGGGUCAGGACGCUCUGGCUCUGGCUCUGGCUACUGACGGUCCGAGUCUGUGUGUGGCGACGCCGGACAAGUAUCUCCUGUGUGACGUGGACAGGGGGACCGUCCUGGAGCUGUUUCCUCAUCGUCACAGCCGACAGCAAGUCAUCGCCACCUCAGUCGGCGGAGGAGAGUUCCUGCUGAACGGACCUCAGUCUCUGGGCGUGUUUGUGAUGAGGACGGGCAUAUGCCAGCGCCCCCCCCUGCAGUGGCCCGCGGACCUGCUGGCAGUGGGAGUGUGUUUCCCUUACAUCCUCACACUGCAGCCUCGAGCUGUGUCGGUCUACAGCCUGUUAGAUCAGCAGCACAAGCAGACAGUGAGCCUGAGCAAAGCCACAGGUCUGUCGUCCACAUCAGGCGGCGUCUUCGCCUUCACCGACAGAGAGGUUUUUCGCCUGCGCCAGGCUCCGCUGGAGGACCAGGUCCAGGCGCUGGUGAGGGAGGAGCGAGCCGAAGAGGCCUUAUUACUGCUGGACGCAGUUCAGAUCCAUCAUCCCGUCCACUCGCACAAGGAGCUGCGGAAGUCCCUCGCGUGUCUGGCCGGCUUCCAUCAUUUCCACCAGGAGAGAUUCCACGAAGCCAAAGAUCUAUUCGUUCAGGGCGAGCUGGACCCCAGAGAAAUCAUCCAUCUCUACCCCGGCGUGAGGUCAGUGCUCCUCCAAGACUUUCACUCCGGGUACGACCAGGACGACAAGUGCAGGGACCUGCAGACGCGCUGGAGAGCGGACCGAGGCUCACGUGAUGGUUACCUGACCUUCCUGGGGGACUUCCUCUCGACAGCCAGAGGGACUGAGGCGGCCUUGCACUGCAGUACGGAGGUGGACUCUGCCCUCUUGAGGCUGUACACUGAACAGGGAGACUCAGAGCGACUGCAGGGCCUGACUUCAGCUCCCAACUCCUGCAGCCUGGACAUGUGCGGCCCAGUGCUGGAGGAACACAACAGAUAUUUCGCACUGGGGCUUUUAUAUCAAAGCCACGGGAAGUACACAGACGCUCUGAAGAUAUGGAUGAAGAUCGUAGAUGGAGAUUACAGUGACCCCUCCUCCUCUGAUGUGUACGGACAUAUAGUGCGGACCGUCACUGUGAUGGAAGACAGGGACACUGUGUGGAUGUUGGCUGACUGGAUUCUCCUCAAAGAUCAAGAGAUCGGGGUGCAGAUCUUCAUGGAACGUCCAGAUCCGUUGGAGGCAGGAGACGUGUUGGGCCUCCUGGAGAAGCACCCGCUGGCCUUGACUCUUUAUCUUGAGUUCUUAAUUGUGGACUUUAAAAGCGAGGAGGAGACGCAUCACAGCCGCCUGGCUCUGGCUUAUGUUAGCCGCGCCGAUCUGGCCGCGACCAGAGACAAGCUGCAGCUGUUUCUCUGGGACUCCAGAUUCUAUAGUGUGGCCACUGUUUAUGAGCGGGUGAAGGAAACGUCUCUGCACUUGGAGAAAGCUAUUCUUAUGGGAAAGACGGGUCAGCACUCGGAAGCUUUGCAGAUGCUUCUUCGUGAGACAGGUGACCCCCAGGUUGCAGAGUUCUACUGCCUCAGGGCCGCCCAGGACCGGAGCCCAGAGUUCAGGACUGCUCUGCUCCUGGAUCUGCUCCAGCUCUACGUGAACUCAGAGAGCUUUUCACACUCUGCCGUGGACUUGCUCCGCAAAAACCUCCUGUUGUUUCCUCCUGAGAAGGUCGUCCGCCUCCUGCCUGACUCCUGGUCCGUGCAGCUCCUUUCCCAUUUCCUGGUGGGAUCUCUCCGGGAAACUCUGCACCAAAAGAGGAUGGCUGCGCUGCAGAGGUCUUUGAGCCAGGUAGAACUCUUGAGGCACAAGGCCGUGUGGAUGGAGACCGCGAAACCUCAUUUCACCAUCGACAAACUAAACAUCUGUCAAAUUUGUCAGAGAGACUUUUCAGAGUAUCAGUUUGUCUGUAACCUGAAGGGUGAGGUCACACACUUGAGCUGCCGAGGCACAGAGUCUUGAAACAAUUUCGGAAUAUAACAAAGGGAAUAUUGACCUGACCAGGCUCCAAGCCCGUAAACAGAACCCCAGGGGUCCGGCUUCCACCAGCACUUCAUCAUCAUUAAUAGGCAAUAAAGAAAAUAAAACCAAGUCGAUCAUGGGGAUUUUCAGCCAAGUGAAUGGAUUCACAGCUUCAUUAUUGUCAUGCACAGGAAAUAUAAGAACAUAUAACAUGACUGCACUCCCCAGUUGGUACACUAGGGGGUACAGUUGUGAUCUCCCUGUUGUACGUUG